Molecule: messenger RNA, 1562 nt
Organism: Hemibagrus wyckioides
Lineage: Eukaryota; Metazoa; Chordata; Actinopteri; Siluriformes; Bagridae
Gene: sf3b4
Product: splicing factor 3b, subunit 4
Exons: 6
Coding region: 175-1401 (408 amino acids)
Biological process (GO): positive regulation of mRNA splicing, via spliceosome
Cellular component (GO): nucleolus; U12-type spliceosomal complex
Molecular function (GO): RNA binding
Source: RefSeq, a predicted model, not a curated record
CUGCUCGCGUUAAGAGCUUAUCAGCAGGACUGGACAGUGAGUGUGAUCAUACAGCCGCGUCACUAGGUGGCGGCGCUGGGCGGAAAUGGUGAGCACGCGCUUCCACACCGCGCUCGAAGAAGAAGAAGAAGACGAAGAGGACAGCUUUCCGCUAGCGCGCGCAGCGGUUUCGUCAUGGCGGCGGGACCAAUAUCAGAGAGAAACCAAGAUGCGACGGUGUAUGUGGGUGGUCUGGAUGAGAAAGUGUCUGAGCCGUUGCUAUGGGAACUCUUCCUUCAGGCUGGACCAGUGGUGAACACGCACAUGCCCAAAGACAGAGUAACAGGACAACAUCAGGGUUAUGGUUUUGUGGAGUUCCUCAGUGAAGAAGAUGCUGAUUACGCUAUAAAGAUCAUGAAUAUGAUAAAGCUGUAUGGUAAACCCAUCCGUGUGAACAAAGCCUCGGCUCACAACAAGAACCUGGACGUCGGGGCCAACAUCUUCAUCGGGAACCUGGACCCUGAGAUCGAUGAGAAGCUGCUGUACGACACCUUCAGUGCCUUCGGGGUCAUCCUGCAGACCCCCAAGAUCAUGAGAGACCCCGACACGGGGAACUCCAAGGGUUACGCCUUCAUCAACUUCGCCAGCUUCGACGCGUCCGACGCAGCCAUCGAGGCCAUGAACGGUCAGUACCUGUGUAACCGGCCCAUCACAGUGUCCUACGCCUUCAAGAAGGACUCCAAGGGGGAGAGACAUGGCUCCGCUGCGGAGAGGCUCCUGGCCGCACAGAACCCCCUCUCGCAGGCCGACCGUCCACAUCAGCUGUUCGCCGACGCACCGCCCCCUCCUACCGCCCCUACCCCUGUCAUGACAGCACUGGGAGCGACCAUCCCCAUCACCGGUAUGCCUCCUCCCGGUGCCUUCCCCCCAGUACCCCCACCAGGGUCUCUACCACCGGGAAUGCCCCCCGGGAUGCCCAUGCCCCCUGCCCCAGGCACUCCUGCUUCUCAAGGAGGCUCUGCAGUGCCUCCUCCUGGACCUCCACCGUUCCCUCCAGCAGGCAUGCACCCACCAGGAAUGCCACCUAUGCCCAUGCCUCCCUCUGGACCUCCUGGGAUGGUUCCACCUCCUCCAGGACCUCCAGGAUCCAGCCAGCAACGAGCCCCGCCUCCCCCUGGCAUGCCCCCUCCCCCACAGAUGGGUAUGCCCCCCCGGGGACCAUUUGGCCCUCCCAUGGGUACGUUUACAAUAUCAGGCCCUCCGAUGCCCCCUGGGAUGAGAGGCCCGCCUCCCCCGAUGCCCCCUCCAGGUUACAGCACAGGCCCUCCUCGUCCUCCUCCGUUUGGUUUCCAGAGACCUCCGAUGCCCCCGCGCCCCCCUGCACCACCCCGGGCCCCCAUCAGAGCACCCCUGCCCCCCUAACACACAGAUUUAUUACAGCCACAGCUUGUUGUUUUUUUCUUAUUUCUCAUUCCAGCAGUUUACCGAAGGACAGAACUGUUGGGAGAACCCACCGUGACGCGUUCUCCUCUUUUACUCACUGUUCUUUACUAGGAUUAAAUAAACCUUUUAUACAGAAAGAC